Molecule: messenger RNA, 1376 nt
Organism: Prosopis cineraria
Lineage: Eukaryota; Viridiplantae; Streptophyta; Magnoliopsida; Fabales; Fabaceae
Product: kinetochore protein SPC25 homolog
Exons: 8
Coding region: 61-960 (299 amino acids)
Biological process (GO): chromosome segregation
Cellular component (GO): Ndc80 complex
Source: RefSeq, a predicted model, not a curated record
AAAAAAAAAGUCUUCAAAAAUGCUAAAUGCUUACCUCUCGUGGCAUUUGUGCAAUACAGGAUGACUAGCGAAGCCUAUUGCGGAAUCGAUCGAAUGAAGAUGGAGUUCGGGCGCUUAAUCUGCGAUAGAGAGAUUCCGAUUCUACAGCACAAACUUGAUGCUUUUUCUGAUUCUCAUCGUAAAUCUCUCAAAUCACUAUGGGCAAGAUCACAAGAAACUGCUCAAUGUCAAGCUAAAUUAGAAGAGGCUAAAGUUGAAUUGAGGGAUGCAGAGGAUGAUUUGGUUAAAGCACAGGGAGUGAAGACCCGCAAAGAGGCCAAGCGUAUCGCGUUAAUGGAUGCUAUUGCUUCUGCGAAGACUAGAGUUGAAGAUCUUAAGAGUAGUAUCCAGGAGCAAAAAACCAAGAACUCCGAAUAUGCUGAAAUUUUAUCUCAGCAUUCUCUUGGGACAACAAAUGAAAAUACUGAGCAACGAAAAGAUGAAAUACAGGAGGUCGUCUCAUGGUACAAUACAGUCCUUGGCUUCCAUGUUGAAGGUGGACAUGGGGUGAAGUUCACCUUCAAGAAUAUUAACGUGAACAACCCCAAAGAGGAGUUUUUUUUUACCAUUCAUCAUGAAAAUGAUACUUACGCAUUUGUUGCUUUUCUCUCAGUGUUGAACUGUGAACCCUCCCUUAAAGGCACCAAAGAGUUUAUCCAUGAAUUAAACAAGGCAAAUGGGCUGUUUAAAUUUGUCAGAGUCAUGAGGAGAAAGCUCCAAGAAGCAGUGACAAAAGAUUUAUCCACCUCAUCCUUCAGAAAUGAUACCCCUACCGAGAAAAACGAGAAUCAAGUUCAACCUGCAAAAGGCGAUCGAACUUUCAAGAAACAAACCCUCAAAAGAAGGGCAAUGUCUGCUGCCUUGUCCCCUGGAUCUGCCUCAUCCGUUCGCCAGUCUCCUCGUUUGAAGGCUAAGAAAUAAAGUGGAAACGCUUUCUCUGUACCACUCACGUGGUCACCAUUGAUGCCUUUGGACUAAACAAGUUGACACAUGGAUGAAGACAUUGUCUGAAUUGUAGAUGGAUGAACCUGUAUCUAAACAUAAGAAGAGCUUCACAAAAUGUUUUUGUAACUUGAGAUAUAGGGACACAACUUGCCCCUUUAUUAGUGCCUCUGUAUUUUUCAAUAUAUUUCCUGAUGCUUGUGUUUUGUUAUUUUCUUAGGUUGUUUCAGUUACAGUUCUUGGGGCAGUCAUGGUUGACAGUGUAAAUACUGCAGUAAAUAUAUAAUGUCUUAACUUCCCCCCUUGUCUUAAUUACAACUAGCACAUGGUUGAUAAUGUAUUUUUCUGUAUCCAUAUAGAUACUGAUUUAUGUUAUAGAUAAGGAUUUUGGGUCA